This is a messenger RNA of Durusdinium trenchii, 1692 nucleotides long. The record is from the annotation of a GenBank genome assembly. NCBI's taxonomy places the organism in Eukaryota, Dinophyceae, Suessiales, Symbiodiniaceae.
AUGUUCCAAGCGUGGGACAUGUCGCCAGACCGUGUCAUGGCCGUGGCCGGUGCAAAGGGACGAAAGGGAGAUGCGCUGAACUACCACCGGAGACUCUGGGCCGAUGAACUCCACCGCUGCCGUUUGGCCUCCGCGGAGCUCGAGAAGGCCUUGGAAGACGAGCGGCGGCAACAUGCGGAGCAAAUCGAAGAGUGGGAGUGGGCACCUGAGAUCCGGAUUCCGGGAAGGUCUGGAUCUACAGAUAGCCGACUGCAAAGUGUUCAAGGUUUGCUCACUGAGGCAUCAGCAUUGGCUCGGGACGGACACAGCUCAACCGGACAGGUUCCAACUCCAAAGUGGACUGAGAAUUCACUGGGCUGCACCGAGUCGGUGACACUGGGCAGUCGGACCAUGGACUCCGGGCUCCGAAUCUGCAAGCGGAGAUGUGGCUGUGGGCAGUGCUCAAGGCGGCGACUGCAAAGUGAGCUGGCCAAGAAGGAGACCCAAUGGCGUGAGGAGGCGCAGAGUGCGGAGAGUGCGGAUCGCCAAAUAACCAUUCCCGGGUUCAUCCGCGGAGGAGGUUCCGCUUUGAGAAAGCUCACAUAUAUGCGCUUAAGGAUCCCUGCAUGGGUGGCGGCCAAAGCACGCGCCGGUGCCAAAGCCAAGGCGGCGGCCCGCACGAGCCCCAAGGCAAAAGCCAAAGCCAAAGCCAAAGCCAGGGCCGAGAAGCCUGCGCCAGCGCCCAAACGCAAAGCCUCAGGAAGCUCAGACGCAGGUAAGCUGCGCAAGUCUAGCUCUGGCGAUGUGGGCAAGGCCAAAGCGGCGCGCAAGAAGGGAGGAGGGAAGAAGCAGGUGGAUGACCAAGUUCCUGGAGCAGGUGGCUACAAAGUGUACCAGGACUACUCUGUGAAACUGAACCAGACCAACGUGAAGGGAAACAACAACAAGUACUACAUCAUCCAAGUCCUAGAAGGAGGCGGUUCCUAUCACGCCUGGAACCGCUGGGGGCGCGUGGGCGAGUCCGGCGCCACGAAGUUCACCUCGUUUGGCAGUCCUGACCAGGCCAUCAAGGCCUUCAAGUCCAAGUUCCGAGAGAAGACCUGCAAUGCUUGGGAGGAUGCAGAUGACUUCAAGCCCAGGAAAGGGAAGUACAUCAUUGUGGAGACGGAAGACGCGGCCGGCGGUGGCUCUGCACCCAUGGGAAAGCUCACAGCUGCCCAGAUCGCGAAGGGCCAGGCGGUCUUGGACAAGAUCGCGGCGGCGAUGAAGAAGAAAGGCGCUGACCUGGAUGACUUGUCCUCGCAAUACUUUUCCUUGAUCCCUCAUGACUUCGGUCGUAAACGGCCAACGUCCAUCAAGACCCAAGCUUUGCUGCAGGAGCAACAGGAGCUGCUGAAGUUCUAUUUGCGGAUGGGUUUCGAGGAGGUCGAAAGCAGCGCCAUCUCCCCGGUGGAGGGCGUUUCUUGGCGCAACCAAACAUGGGCCGGGGCUUCUUGCGGCGGCAAGAUGCAAUUCGGGGAGGUUCGUAUUGGAGUUGGGUAUGGCCUGCAGCUGAUAGGCGUGCCUACAGGCAGCACUACUAAGUUUCAAGCCCACCUACAAGGAUUCAAAAUUUGUUCCCACAGAGCCUUACAGUAUGAAUAUAUACAGUAUACAUACCGGUACAUACCUGGAAACCCAAACAACCAGAAGCUUGUUGGAAGGAGAACAUGA